Molecule: messenger RNA, 456 nt
Organism: Styela clava
Lineage: Eukaryota; Metazoa; Chordata; Ascidiacea; Stolidobranchia; Styelidae
Product: frataxin, mitochondrial-like
Biological process (GO): intracellular iron ion homeostasis; iron incorporation into metallo-sulfur cluster
Cellular component (GO): mitochondrion
Molecular function (GO): 2 iron, 2 sulfur cluster binding; ferrous iron binding; ferric iron binding
Source: RefSeq, a predicted model, not a curated record
AUGGAAACAGUUUUGGUAAAAGCAAAUCAGACGAGUCAACAUUCACAAAUCGGACAAUUUUUGUCUCAGAAUUGUCGCUAUUUUUCGCAAGAAAAACUGGUCUCUUUGAAUGAUUAUGAAAGAAUAAGCGAAGAAACUCUGGAUCAACUUUCGGAAUACUUUGAAAACGUUUUUGAAGACAUUGAAAAUGAUGAAUUGGACAUUAAUUAUAGCAGUGGAGUUAUGACUAUGAACUUAGGCAAGAAAAAGGGGACUUAUGUUAUAAAUAAGCAAUCUCCUAAUAGGCAAAUAUGGCUUUCAUCACCGACUUCAGGGCCGAAACGUUAUGAUUUUAUUAACGGACAAUGGAUUUAUUCUCAUGACGGGUCAAAUUUAUAUGACCUUUUACAAAAUGAACUGUCUGCUGCUCUCAAUAUUCCAAUUGAUUUAUCUUGCAUGAAUUAUCAUGGUAAAUGA